GAGAAGCAGAAUGACGGUUGGAGCAAAAGGAAGGAAAAGCAAUGGAAAGGAGGGAAGGAGAGAAAAGGAAGGACAUUCUGCUGCUUUGACUCUGACUCACCCCCCCUCCCUCUCCAUCCUCACAUUGGUGCAUUCUGACUGUACCUAUCUAUCACCACACACACACACACACGUUCACAGAUGCAGCUCCGCCUCCUCUGCAGUAUAGACCCAGCUAGCAAGGGUAGCAAUGGAGGAGCCUGCAGUGCAGCAGGAAAAAAUAGAGGGAUUGUGGGAAGGAGGACAUGAUGAAGGGAAAGCAGGCUGGAAGAAUGACUGCUCCCUCUCCUCCCUUCUGAAGCAUUCCUGUUUUCUCUGCUGGUCGUCUCCCAGGGAUACUGAUGUCGUGGAAACUGAUGAGAGAGUCCUCGCCAAAGUGGCAGAGAUCAGAGUAAGAAGACCGCAGCAUCUAGCACUGGAGCUGGAGAAUGCAGUGGAAGUGGAAAACCUGGAGCUGCAGGAGCAGCAGUCGGACCGUAAGGAGCUGGAGGAGACUUUGGUUAAAUUAGAAAGCCACAAAGAGAAGCUGGUACAACAAAUAAAGGCAACCAGACAACUAUGCUAUGAGGAGAGUCAACAGAUCUUGGCUCUGCAGACAGAGGAGGUGCAGAAGGAGAGCCAGGUGGAGGAGUACGAAAGGGAGCUUGCCAGAGCCAGGUGGAGGCUGAGGAGGCUUAAAGAGGAGGUCAAACAGGCCAAGAGGAAGGUGGAAGAGGCUGGUGAGAGGAACACGCCUCUGCAGGACUCCAUCAGACAGUCGUAUGAAGAGAUCCUGCAGGAAGAGAACACUUUGUGUUCACUCUCGGGAAGUGCAGUCACUCCAGAAAGUCAACUGGAGGAGUCACUGUCUCCUGCAGACACAACAGAAGAGGAUCCACUGCCUUUGAAGCCAUGGGGGAGGAGCCAAUCACUGCCUGCCUAUGCUGACCUGAUAAUGAGGGCCAGUGGGUCGUCUUUCUGCAACAAUCUGGCAGAUACCAGAGAAGAAUUAGACAACAGUGGGAGCAAUUCUACUAAGCAAAUGCUAUGUUAUCUUGAGCCACAGAUGGAUAGAUCUGAUGUAGAGGACAAUCCACAAGAAGGGGAAAUCAUCAAGGAAGGGCAGCAAGAGAAGGAAGAGUGCCCAAACCCCCUGAGCCAGCUGGACUUCUACCAAGCCAACCCAUUUGCCAGCUGUCAGAGUGACCAUGAACUUUUCAAUGAAGACAUCUUCCCUAAAGCUGACAUAUCUAAUGGAUUUGGCUCAGACCCUUUCAAAGGCAGUGACCCCUUUGCAGCAGACAUUUUGUUUCCAGAGACCAAUAUUGGCACUGAUGGAAAUACUGGUGAUGAAGCAGACACCAGUUUGUCCUGUGCUGAAAACAAAGCCUCAACAGGAACUCAGUGCUUUGAGUCUGAAUUCCCAGAUGAAGACAGCGACAUAGAAAACAGCUACAGCCAAGAGGAACAAGACGUCAUCGGUCAUUCUCAUGGAUUCAAGCCUAUUCAGAGUUCAUCAGAGGAGCUGGGGCCAGAACCAAUCCAGGGCUGGAGAUCCCAGGGUCAGUACUCUGUAGAAUCAGACCCAAAUGGUUAUGAGUUGGACCUUGGUGCCAUCUCUCCCCCUUCUGACAUAGAAGAACACAGUCUGGGAUGUUUAGCUGGAGAAGCUACUCCUGAGGCACCAUCGCAUCUUGAACAAGGUCUGAGUUCUGAACCAGCUCAGGCAAUCUCUGAACAAGCUCCCUUGAAAACAGAUUGGACAGGUGAAAAAGAGCAAUCUAUGUCGCAGGGUGCUACCUCUGGGUAUUGGGAAGGUUGGUCUAGCAAUAUGGAAGAGGAAACCCAAAUCCCUACAACUCCCCAAAACUCACAAGAUGCCCAUAACCUCUUUAUCCAGCCUGAUUUAGAUCAAAGCGGGGAACUAAGCUUUGACUUAAGCUAUGAAGCGACCAGUCAGUCUUCCUUUGACCCAUACGGGUUUAAACUCAGUCCAGAACAUUCUAGUCACACACUCCUAGACCCAGAUGAAGCCGAACUGAGCCCUGAACCCAGUGAGAACUACCUGGCCUUUGACACUGAGUCAUCUUCCUCUCAAACAAACCAUCUCAACUUCCACACUUGUGAUUUUGACAUCAAUAUGUCCCAGAAAGUACGGGACUCUGACCCUUAUGGCUUUAAGCUCAGUCCUGAGGAUGAGAACCAGGAGGUACUGGAUGUCUGUGGCUAUGAUGACCAUGAGACAAUGGACCCUUCCACAUAUGAUAAAGUAGAACCCUCUGGUUAUUGUAAUCAAGAAGUACUAGAAUCUAACGCCAAUGAAAACCAAGAAGUUCUUGAUCAUUGUGGCCACAAUAACCAGAAGGAUUCACACAACAAUGAAAACCAAGAGGUGCUUGAGUCUUCUUACAUUGACAACAAGGAAAUAGAUAGCAAUGACAAUGGAAUUGGCAAGGAAUUCUUGGAUCAUUUUAGUCAUGACAACCAGGAGGUGGUUAAGCCCUAUCUCAAAAUGAACAAAAAGGAACUACUUGAACCUUGUAACCAAGAAGUUCUUGAACCUUGUAGCCUGGGCAACAAAGAAUUGCUCCAUCCUGAGAAUCAAGAAGUACCAGAUUUAGAUAGCGAUGGUAACCAAGAACUACUGGAUUUUGAUGGCAAAGGCAAUCAAGAGGUGCUAAUAUGUGAAAGCCACAACAACCAGGAACCCAUGCGGCAUGGUAGCAAGGAAAAUCAGGAAUUACUAGACUUAGGUAGCCGUGGCAACCAAGAGGUGUUGGAUUUGUUGAGUAAAGAACGUUUACCUGAAGCAAACAACAACCAAUGUUUUAUUGAACCAGAACUCAGUCCCACCAACAACAGCUCAGACAGUGAUGUGGCAAUAGAAGACCUGCUGGGACUUGAACUCAGUGACACCAGUAUGUGCACGGCCAACAAUGAUGACACCAUCAACAUCUCUGCCAACCACAACCUGGAUACAUCCACCAGUCACAUAUUGGAGGGUGAUCUGGGUUCUGUGUUCAGAGCUGGAGGAUAUAUCGGUUGUCCAGAUGUAGCUGAUGACCUUGAACCCCUGGGCAGAAUGCAGGUCAACCCAGUAGCAGAGGCAGUGAAACCAGUAAGACCAGUAAGGCCUCCUCGGCCCUCACUCAAGGUAAAGGAGAAGGCUCAGUCCCAGACUCAGGGCAUUGACCUGAAGUGAUCUGUCCUUGUCAACACUUGAGUGAAGGUCACAUCAAGGUUAACAUAACAGCAACACAAGAGAUCAAGUGGAUGAGCAGAUGAGUAAGAGGAAGCACGGAGAAAUAGAGGAAAGGGGAUAUGACCGCGAGGAGAAGAAACAUAAAUAAUUAUUAAUUUUAUCUAUACCAUUCAUUUUUAUGGUAGGUGGUUGGCUUUAAUCCCAGUUUCACUGGGUCACUUCUGUGAGGAAUUGUGCAUGUUUUAUGUGUGUGUGUGUGUGUGUGUGUGUGUGUGUGUGUGUGUGUACUUGUACAUAGAUCUUUUUGAGGACCAGAAAACUUUUAAACCACAAGAAGUGCGGACAUUUUGUGAAAGUGGCGACCGUUUGGCUGGUCCUCACCUUUUUGUCCUGACAUGAAAAGUACUGCUCAUGGGUGAAGACUUAGUUUAAGGGUUAUGGUUAUAACUAGGUUUAGUUUGGGGUUAGGUUAAGGGGUUAGGUGAUGUAUCGUGUCUACGUUAGUCCUCAAUAAGAAUGCUGUACAAGAAUGUGUGUAUGUUUGUGUGUAUGUGGCUGACUUCAAAGUAAUGUAUUUAUUGAUUGAUUCUUGGCUUCAGUCUACUUUGAAUGAUUUAAGGAAGUCAGGGCUGCAAACAUCCAGAGGAAGAUACAUUUUGAGGUUAUCAUGUUUGCCCUGUCAUUCUGAUCAUCACAUUGUGUUCAGAUAUCAGGUAACAGAUGUUGUAGGCACUGAAGCAUUGUUCAGUUAAGGUUACAUUUCAGUUCACACCUACCUCAUCACGACUUAGCUAUGACUGCAUGAUAACACCGUGAACCCUGUGAACGCAAAUCUUUAUUUUCACACGUGUGAAAUCCUGUCAUUCAUGACAAACCACUAAGACGGUGGAAAGUGUAAAAGUGACUUUAGUUCAGCAUGUGAGACUUCUGUUGGUUCUUGUAACCAUUGAUAAUACUGCCUUCUAUAGCUCUCUUUUCAGGGGUUGUUUAUGUGCUCCUAAUUAUUGUUUUGAACAAUUCAUAUACAUCCACUCACUGGCCACAUUUUGCAAAAUACUCCCCAUCUGGCACCAACAACUGUGCCAUGUUCAAAGCCACGUAAAUCCCCUUUUCCUCCCUCAUUCUGAUGCUCAAUUUGAACUUCAGCAGCUUUUCUUCAACAUGUGCACAUGCCGAAAUGCAAUGAGUUGCAGAUUAGUUGUUUAGAUAGUUGCGUUAACAAGCAGUUUAAUGGGUAUACCUAAUAAAUUGUCAGUGGGUGUAUUUCAUAAACCUAUAUUAGAGUUGUAUUUCCUUGACUGAUUUAUGGAGCUGUUCAUAAAAUACAAAACAUUUACAAGCUU
This is a messenger RNA of Solea solea (common sole), 4563 nucleotides long. RefSeq lists its product as uncharacterized. Lineage: Eukaryota; Metazoa; Chordata; Actinopteri; Pleuronectiformes; Soleidae. Bases 230 to 3220 code for a protein of 996 amino acids. The transcript is spliced from 10 exons. The record is from RefSeq and is a predicted model, not a curated record.